Molecule: messenger RNA, 562 nt
Organism: Aplysia californica (California sea hare)
Lineage: Eukaryota; Metazoa; Mollusca; Gastropoda; Aplysiida; Aplysiidae
Product: glutamate receptor ionotropic, NMDA 2D-like
Exons: 3
Coding region: 128-559 (143 amino acids)
Biological process (GO): synaptic transmission, glutamatergic; monoatomic ion transport; modulation of chemical synaptic transmission
Cellular component (GO): postsynaptic membrane; plasma membrane
Molecular function (GO): transmitter-gated monoatomic ion channel activity involved in regulation of postsynaptic membrane potential; NMDA glutamate receptor activity
Source: RefSeq, a predicted model, not a curated record
GUUAUCCAACGAGACAGAGCCACACUGCUGUACCGGACUCAGUAUUGAUUUUCUUCACAAGAUAGCAGCCCAACUGAACUUUGACUACUACUUGUACGAAGUAGAGGAUUUACAAUGGGGCACCCAAAUGGCAGACGGAAACUGGGACGGGAUCGUUGGAGAAUUGAGAGAGGGCCGUGCGGAUAUGGCUGUGUCCUCCAUGACCAUCGACGAGGAUCGUAGUAAGGCCAUCAACUUCUCCGUGCCCUACAUGGAGACGGGGAUCACUUUCAUUGUUGCCAUCAGGGAGGGGGCCAUCUCAGCCACUGCAUUUUUAGACCACCGAUUCUCUCUAUUUCGCACGUUCUGGCUUAUGUGGGCGAUGCUGUUUGGCGCAGCGGUCACAACCGACACUCCCCGAGGAGUGUCCAGCAAGUUUAUGUCCAGUAUCUGGGCACUGUUUGCCCUAGUUUUUUCGGCGUCUUACACCGCUAAUCUGGCUGCUUUCAUGAUUACUAAAGAGGAAUACUACGACUUGGCGGGCAUGCAGGACUGGAGGGUAAGAAUGAAGAGAGAGUGAGAA